Molecule: messenger RNA, 1849 nt
Organism: Spinacia oleracea (spinach)
Lineage: Eukaryota; Viridiplantae; Streptophyta; Magnoliopsida; Caryophyllales; Amaranthaceae
Product: protein DETOXIFICATION 16
Exons: 8
Coding region: 197-1693 (498 amino acids)
Biological process (GO): xenobiotic detoxification by transmembrane export across the plasma membrane
Cellular component (GO): membrane
Molecular function (GO): xenobiotic transmembrane transporter activity; antiporter activity
Source: RefSeq, a predicted model, not a curated record
UGAAACCAACAAAGCAAAGUCCAAAUUUAAUCCAAAUAAAAAAUUAAGAAACCAACAAAAUAUGAAAAUAUCCUUGGUACCUAUUCAAAAUAUGAAAAUAUCCUUGGUUGAAUACCGUUUUUCUCCCCUAUCGGCUAAAUUUGCAUAAAUAAAUUAAACACAUCGAUCUGUGAGCAGAAAGUGUUGGAUAUUUAGCAUGGAUGAUGCAGAAGAUGAAAAAGUGAGUCAUGAUGUUGAAAGUCCAUUAAUAUUUUCAUCCCCUGAAAAUAGUUCAAGUAAAAAUGUUGUUAUUGACGGUGUACAUAGUAAAGGAGGAAGUUUGUUGUGUAAAAAAGAGAUAUGGAAGGAAGUGAAGAAGCAGAUGGAGUUAGCAGGGCCUUUAAUGGCUGUCAACUUCUUGUUGUUUUCACUACAAAUUGUAUCGGUUAUGUUUGUUGGUCAUCUGGGCGAGCUCCCUCUUUCUGGUGCUUCCGUUGCUACCUCUUUCGCCUCCGUCACCGGUUUUAGCUUACUGAAAGGAAUGGGAUAUGCAUUAGACACAUUCUGUGGGCAAUCAUAUGGAGCAAAGCAAUACCAAAUGCUAGGCAUACACAAGCAAAGAGCAAUGCUAGUUCUCCUCUGCAUCAGCAUCCCUAUUGCAUUUAUCUGGAAAAAUACUGGCCAAGUUCUUGCAUUUUUAGGCCAAGAUCCAGAAAUUGCAGCCGAAGCAGGAAUCUACGCCUACUACAUGAUUCCGAGUAUCUUUGCAUAUGGGCUCCUUCAGUGUCACAUUGGAUUUCUACAAGCUCAAAACAAUGUUGUUCCUAUGAUGCUUACUACUGGAUUUACAACUCUGCUACAUAUAGUAAUUUGUUGGUUUAUGGUAUUUAAGUCUGGAUUAGGCAACAAAGGAGCUGCAUUGUCGAACGCGAUUUCGUAUUGGAUUAAUGUCUUGUUGUUGGGUGUUUAUGUGAGGGUGUCUCCUAAAUGUAAAGAGACUUGGAAUGGUUUUUCAAUGAAGGCUCUUCAUGGUAUUCCCGAGUUUCUUAGACUUGCCGUUCCUUCUGCUGCUAUGUUGUGCUUGGAAAUAUGGACAUUUGAGAUGAUGGUUCUACUAGCUGGUUUUCUACCAAAUCCAAAGCUGGAAACGUCUGUCCUCUCAAUCAGCCUCAACACAUGUUCAGCAAUAUUCAUGCUACCACUUGGAAUAAGUGGAGCAGUAAGCACAAGAGUUUCCAAUGAAUUGGGGGCCGGACGACCACAUUUAGCUCGAAUGGCGGUAUGUGUUUCGACGUUGAUAGUGGGGAUAGAAGGGAUUUUAGCAGCAUGUUUGUUGAUUUUUGGGCGCAAUCUCUGGGGAUAUUGUUAUAGCACAGAAGAAAAGGUUGUGAAAUAUGUUGGACAAAUGAUGCUUCUUCUUGCAAUUUCACAUUUUGUUGACGGUAUUCAAUGUGUGCUUUCAGGCACGGCUAGAGGAUGUGGUUGGCAAAAAAUCGGUGCUUACAUAAACUUAGGAGCUUAUUACUUAGUAGGCAUUCCAAGUGCCUUAUUGCUAGCAUUUGUGUAUGACUUUGGAGGCAAGGGAUUAUGGACAGGAAUUAUAAUGGCCUUAUUUGUCCAAGCAUUUUUUCUCCUACUCAUAACAUUGAAUACCGAUUGGGAUAAAGAGGAAAAGAAGGCCAAAGAUAGGAUGUAUUAUUUAAUAGUGCACUAAGGGCAUUGCUUCGAACUGGUGUUUACUUCUUUGUGGGAAUGAAAUGAUAAUCUAUAAAUCUCAUGUAAGUGCUCGUGAUUAUGUAUUCAUAUUAAUAAUAGGGAUUCACCCAUCUUACCGAUCUCAAAUUAAUUAUUUAUAUUUUAUAUUGCAUCA